CCCACAGCUUCCCGGGUGGACCAUGGCGAGUUCGGAGAAGGCGGAGACCAGGAGCCACAAGUUUGAUGUAGCGGUACUCGGAGGCGGCAUCUCAGGAUUGUCUGCGGCAAAGCUCUUAUCAGAAUAUGGCAUUAAAGUCGUGGUUUUAGAAGCCCGGGACAGAGUUGGAGGAAGAACAUUCACUGUACGGAAUGAACAUGUUGAUUAUGUAGAUGUUGGUGGAGCUUAUGUGGGACCUACUCAGAACAGGAUUUUACGGCUAUCUAAGGAGCUUGGUUUGGAGACAUACAAAGUGAAUGUAAAUGAACGUCUGGUUCAGUAUGUCAAGGGGAAAACUUAUCCAUUUCGAGGUGCCUUUCCUCCAGUGUGGAAUCCUCUAGCUUAUCUGGAUUAUAACAAUCUGUGGAGGACAAUGGAUGACAUGGGGAAGGAGAUUCCAGCUGAUGCACCAUGGGAUGCCCCCCAUGCAGAAGAAUGGGACAAGAUGACUAUGAAGGAUCUCAUUGAUAAAAUCUGCUGGACAAAGACUGCUAGACAGUUUGCAUCUCUCUUUGUGAAUAUCAAUGUGACUUCCGAGCCCUACGAGGUUUCUGCCCUAUGGUUCUUGUGGUAUGUGAAACAGUGUGGGGGCACUACUCGAAUAUUCUCAGUUACCAAUGGAGGCCAGGAACGGAAGUUUGUAGGUGGAUCUGGUCAAGUGAGUGAACGAAUAAUGGCCCUUCUGGGGGAUGCUGUGAAAUUGAACAGUCCUGUCACAUAUGUUGACCACUCGGGUGAUACCAUCAUUGUCGAGACGUUGAACCAUGAACGUUAUGAGUGCAACUACGUAAUCAGUGCAGUCCCUCCGGCUUUGACUGCCAAGAUACAUUUCAAACCCUCACUUCCACCAGAGAGAAAUCAGCUAAUUCAGCGACUUCCAAUGGGAGCUAUCAUCAAGUGUAUGAUGUAUUACAAAGAAGCAUUUUGGAAGAAAAAGGACUUGUGUGGGUGCAUGAUCAUUGAGGAUGAAGAGGCCCCAAUUUCAAUAACUCUUGAUGACACAAAACCCGAUGGAUCGAUACCUGCUAUCAUGGGUUUCAUACUGUCUCGAAAAGCUGACAGGCUUUCUAAACUUCCUAAGGAUAUAAGAAAGAGGAAAAUCUGUGAACUCUAUGCCAAAGUACUGGGAUCUGAAGAAGCUUUACAUCCAGUGCACUAUGAAGAAAAGAAUUGGUGCGAAGAACAAUAUUCUGGAGGCUGCUACACUGCCUACUUUCCACCUGGCAUUAUGACUCAAUAUGGAAGGGUGAUCCGACAACCAGUAGGCAGGAUUUAUUUUGCUGGAACUGAGACUGCAACACAAUGGAGUGGUUAUAUGGAAGGUGCAGUGCAGGCUGGAGAACGGGGAGCAAGAGAGGUCUUAAAUGCUUUGGAGAAGGUGGCAAAGAAAGACAUAUGGACUAAGGAACCAGAAUCAGUGGAUGUUCCGUCUAUUGAGAUCACACGCACUUUCUGGGAAAGAAAUCUUCCAUCAGUUCCAGGCCUCUUGAAGAUCAUGGGCUUCUCAGCCUCAAUAACUGCCCUGUGUGUUGUGUUAAACAAAUUCAAGCUGCUAACACGAUCCUGAGAUCCCACUCUCCAGUUCUCUACUUGUUCCUUCUUUAUAUCUUCAAAAGUAAAAUCUUGAAGAUUGUGACAUUGGAUCAUCUUGAAGUCACAGAAAUAACCCUUUGGUUUAGUUUGUUAGUGUUAAUUGUGAAAACAACCCAAAGAAUCACUUGUUAGUUUUAGUAAUAUCAAUUUUUAUCUUGUAGUCUAUGUGGCUAGCUUGUAUUACACAGUAGAAUGAAGCCAUUUGAUCAUUCACUUAA
Suncus etruscus (white-toothed pygmy shrew) is the source of this 1850-nucleotide messenger RNA. It is a transcript of the gene MAOA, whose product is annotated as monoamine oxidase A. The record is from RefSeq and is a predicted model, not a curated record. The transcript has 16 exons. The coding region runs from base 23 to 1606 and encodes 527 amino acids. Lineage: Eukaryota; Metazoa; Chordata; Mammalia; Eulipotyphla; Soricidae. Gene Ontology annotation, molecular function: oxidoreductase activity.